Messenger RNA from Habropoda laboriosa, 2827 nucleotides. RefSeq lists its product as uncharacterized. Lineage: Eukaryota; Metazoa; Arthropoda; Insecta; Hymenoptera; Apidae. The transcript is spliced from 13 exons. The record is from RefSeq and is a predicted model, not a curated record. The coding region runs from base 88 to 2502 and encodes 804 amino acids.
CGUGUUUAUACUUGUUCUUGAUGUAGUUUCGUGUGGGAUGUGAAUGAACGUUACAUGUAAAAAUCUAACUACCAUUUCUACGGAAAAAUGGAAUUUAUUGGCUCAAAAAUGUACACGAUAGUGGUCGUGAGCUUCUACUGUUUGGGCGUUGUCGGACAAUACGAAUGGCAAGCCAGAGAUGCAUUUGAUGAAAUCCGUUUAAAAAUGGAUAAAAUCAAUGAAGAGAAUUGUCCUAUUCAACAUCUUGGAGAUCUUUAUUUACCGGAGGAUACGGUUUCUCAUUUACCUGACAUCAAAGAUAUUAAUAUUAAUCCUGUAUUUCCAAAUAGGACUGCUUUGCUGCAUCUUCAUAAUAUGGCUCUUAGUAGAUCCUUCUUCUGGAGUUAUAUUUUGCAGUCUAGAUUCAUACGUCCUGCCAUCAAUGAUACGUAUGAUCCAGGCAUGAUGUAUUAUUUCUUGUCAACAGUUGCAGAUGUUUCUGCAAAUCCAUAUAUAAAUGCUUCUGCCAUAUAUUUUUCUCCAAAUAUGUCUUAUUCACCAUCAUACAGAGGCUUUUUCAACAAAACUAUGCCCAGAUUUGCUCCACGAACUUUUAGAGCUGAUGAUUUUAAUGAUCCCAUACAUUUGGAAAGAAUAUCCACACGGAACACAUUCAACGUACAAGAUCUUGGUGCAUUUGCCAGUGGUAGUCUAAGCGAAGAUUAUACGACAGAUUAUUAUCGUAUAAACGAAUGGUAUAAGAAAUGGUUACCAGAUAAUGUUGAUAGGAGACAUGACACUAAAACCACUUACCAAGUUGAAAUUCGAUAUGCUAAUAAUACUAAUGAAACAUUUACAUUUCAUGGACCACGUGGCGCGGAUGAAUAUCCCGGACCUGUGAAAUGGACCAGACCUUAUUUUGAUUGUGGUAGAUCAAAUCGAUGGCUUGUAGCAGCAAUUGUACCUAUUGCAGAUAUUUAUCCAAGACAUACUGGAUUUAGACAUAUUGAAUAUCCAACUUAUACUGCGAUAUCCGUAAUAGAAAUGGAUUUUGAAAGAAUAGAUAUAAAUCAGUGUCCUAAAGGAAAAGGGAAUAGUGGUCCAAACAGAUUUGAAAACACUGCUAGAUGUAAAACAGAAACUACAGAGUGUGAACCAUUACAUGGUUGGGGUUUUCGAAGGGGAGGGUACCAGUGUAGAUGUAAACCGGGUUUCAGGUUACCGAAUGUAGUACGACGUCCAUAUUUAGGAGAAAUUAUAGAAAGAGCAACUCAAGAACAAUAUUACAAUGGAUUUGAUUGUUCCCGAAUAGGAUGGAUUCACAAGAUGCUUGUACAGUGGGAAAAGGCAAAACCACAUUUCAGAGAAAAGUAUCUCGAGCAAUAUUAUCAUUACAGGAAUUACUCUACCGGACCAGAAGCGCUAAGAUCCGAGCAAAUUAAUAUAGAUCAAACUUUGAAAUUUAUUUUAAGUAUAAACUCAAAAACCUGCAGAAGUUACACACAGCAAGAUUUAAUAUUAUGCGGAGAUAUAAGCUUUGGUGCUAAAGAAUUUUUUGAAAAUGAAGCAAAAAUGGCUAUCAGAUUGGCAAACUUUAUUAGCGCAUUUUUACAAAUUUCCGAUCCUUAUGAAGUUUAUUCAGGUAAAAGAGUAGCAGAUAGAUCACUCACUGAAGAUCAAAUGAUCGGGGAAACUUUAGCUUUAGUCCUUGGAGAUACUAAGAUAUGGUCCGCUGCAACGCUUUGGGAUCGUAAUAAAUUUACAAAUAGAACAUUCUUUGCUCCAUAUGCAUACAAAACUCAACUAAACACUCGAAAAUUCAAAGUCGAAGAUUUAGCUAGACUCAAUGAUACAGGUGAUGCAUACGUAAAAAAGAAUUAUUUUCAAUUACUGAAAGAAAGGUGGGCAACGAAUUUCGAUGAACUGGAGAAAUAUUAUAUGAAAAUAAAAAUUAGAUACAAUGAAACUGGUGAAUAUCUUAAAAAAUAUGAACAUUAUCCCAAUUCUUAUAGGGCAGCAAACCUGAAUCACGGCCAUUGGACAACUCCGUACUUUGAUUGCAACGGCAAAGUGAAGAAAUGGCUAAUUACCUAUGCAUCCCCAUUUUUUGGUUUGGACAGUUUGAAAGAGAAACUGGAAUUCAAAGGUGUUGUAGCUGUGACCAUGGAUUUACUUCAGCUUGACAUCAACCAAUGCGACGAUGUGUUCUAUGCCCCAAAUGCGUUUAAGGGUACUCACAAAUGUGAUAAAAAAACGUCAUACUGUGUGCCUAUUCUCGGAAGGGGUUUCGAAACAGGUGGAUACAAGUGCGAAUGCAAGCAAGGUUUUGAAUAUCCAUUCGAAGACUUGAUCACAUAUUAUGAUGGUCAAUUGGUAGAAGCUGAAUUCAAUAAUCUAAUUAAUGAUCAAGAAACCAGGUACGAUAUGUUCAAGUGUCGAUUAGCCGGUGCCUCGACCAUUCAAGUUAACCAGGUACUGUUAUUAACAUCGAUAAUAUUAUACUAUUUUGUUAGAAGUAAGUAACUUGUAGUGAUGUAAUACGGUAUGUAGCAAAAGUUCCCGAACUCAGAUUGCAAACACGUUUGAUUUACGUAUUGACAUUUUUCUUUUUAGAUUUUAAACAUUUUAAAUAUUUGAUUUAUUUUAAACAAAUAUAUUAAGGUACAAGAUAUCAUGCUUUCCUUUUUACCGUCUUCCAUUCCACCACGAUAAAUUAUUAAACUUAGAGUUCGGAAACUUUUGUUACAUACUGUAGUAUCGUGACAGUGCAACACACUAUUAUGCCGUCCAUUAAGUUAAACUUUUAAGUUUCGUAAACUAUAUAAUAAUUUAAAUUAAGAAUAUAAUC